This is a messenger RNA of Cryptomeria japonica (Japanese cedar), 3349 nucleotides long. Its product is annotated as pentatricopeptide repeat-containing protein At1g56690, mitochondrial. The transcript has 2 exons. Gene Ontology annotation, biological process: RNA modification. Lineage: Eukaryota; Viridiplantae; Streptophyta; Pinopsida; Cupressales; Cupressaceae. Bases 495 to 2939 code for a protein of 814 amino acids. Gene Ontology annotation, molecular function: zinc ion binding; RNA binding; protein binding. The record is from RefSeq and is a predicted model, not a curated record.
GUAGAGAGUUUUCAAAAGACUUAGGAGUAUGGUGCAUGCUUCCCUACUUAUUGACCGGGCAACGUAAGGAAUUGAGAUCAAUGAAGAGAAACGUAAAGAAUGGUUUGUUUAUUCACGGGUUGAUUCUUUCAAUUAAGAAACCAUCUGGGCACUAAUGCAUGAAGAAAUUAGGCUUUUCUUAAUGAUCAAUGGCAUCCAUUUAAAACUAGACAAUUUUUUGAACACUUCUAUAUAUGAAUGAGUCUGAAAACCAGCAGGUUCACAAUUUGGGAAAUAUUUCUUCAUCUAGACAAUCAAAAGAACUUGAACUGUUUGAUGUUUAAACAAACCCUUGCAUUGGAUUAUGUUAGAAUUAUUUCUUCAGCUCAGGAAAUAAGGAAGUGGGGUUUAAAUCCCACAAUAGAAAGCCAAAUGCUCCUUGGGGAUGCACAGAAUAAAGAUGGAAAUGCACACUGUUUCGUUGUCAUUGUGGGAAAAGCAGAUCGAAUAACAAUAUGCAUUUCCCACGCUUCAAUCAUACUCAUACGGUGCCAGUGCCAUUCACUGCCCAUCUCACUUUCAAUGUCAGAGCACAACGUAGGGAGGGUUUGUUGAGAGAGGCUUUGCACAACCCACCUGGAUAUUCUUUUACAUAUCUUAAAUUGCUGCAGACCUGCAGUACCAAGAUUGCACUUUCAGAGGUUAAUCAAAACCAUUCUCUCAUCACUGACAACGGAUUUCUAUUUCCCAGACAUACGAUUUUUCAAAAUAACCUUGUCAACAUGUAUGUCAAGUGUGGGAAUUUGGGAGAUGCACGUAAAAUGUUCGACGGCAUGGCAGAAAGAGAUGUUUCGUCAUGGAACACCAUAAUUGCAGCUUACAGAAAACAUGGGUAUCCUCGGGAGACAUUAACCCUGUUGCACCAAAUGCAACGAACAGGCGUCAAACCUGAUCAGUUUACCUUUGCCAGUAUACUGCCAGUCUGUGCCAAAAUAAGAGCUUUGGAACAGGGUAUGAACAUUCAUCCGAGCAUAAUUGAAAGGGGAUUUUUAUCAGAUGUUGUAGUUGCAAGUGCCCUGCUAGACAUGUACGCGAAAUGUAGAAGCUUAUACAAGGCACGUGAACUGUUUGACAAAAUGCCUCAAAGAAAUGUGGUCUCAUGGAAUGCAAUGAUUGCAGGGUAUGCACAGUAUGGUGUUUUUGAAGAGGCUUUAAGGCUUUUCAAAGAAAUGCCUCAACCGGAUGUCAUUUCAUGGACUGCAAUGGUUGCCGGUUGUGCACAACAUGGUGUUGUCGACGAGGCUUUAAGGUUUUUUAAGGAAAUGCCUCAGAGAAAUGUGGUUUCGUGGAACGCGAUGAUUACAGGAUUUGCACAAAAUGGAUUUCUUGAAGAGGCUUUUAGUAUUUUCAAAGAAAUGCCUCAAAGAAAUGUGAUCUCGUGGACUGCAAUGGUUGCAGGAUAUUCACAAAAUGGGUUUGUUGAAAAAGCCUUGGAAACUUUCAAGGAAAUGCAAGUGGCAGGUGUAAAGCCAGAUUCUACAACCUUUGCGAGCGUUCUCCCAGCCUGUGCCCAAAUGGGAGCUUUAGAACAGGGUAUGCAAAUUCAUCUAAGCAUAAUUGAAAGUGGAUCUUCAUCAGGCGUUUUAGUUGUCAAUGCCCUUAUAGACAUGUAUGCAAAAUGCGGAAGCAUAUGCAAGGCACGUAAUCUGUUUGAUAAGAUGACUCAGAGAGAUGUGGCUUCGUGGAAUGCGAUGAUUGCAGGAUAUGCACAAAGUGGUUUUUCUGAAAAGGCCUUGGAGACAUUUAAGCAAAUGCAAUUAACGGGUUUAAAGGCAAACUCUAUAACCUUUGUCAGCAUCCUCCCAGCGUGUGCCAAAAUGGGAGCUUUAGAACAGGGUAUGAACAUCCAUGAAAGCAUAAUUGAAAGCGGAUUUUUGUCAGAUGUAGCAGUUGCAAGUGUCCUGGUCGACAUGUAUUCAAAAUGUGGAAGCAUACAGAAAGCCCGUGAACUGUUUGACAAAAUGCCUAACAAAAAUUUAAUCUCAUGGAAUGCGAUGAUUGCAGGAUAUGCACAAAAUGGCUUUUGCAUGGAUGCUCUCAAACUCUUUCAACUAAUGAAAUACUCUGGAACAUCCCCUGACUAUAUAAGCCUCACUUCUGUUUUAUUUGCAUGCAGCCAUGCAGGUUUAGUGGAUGAGGGCUGCAAAUACUUUAAUGACAUGAGUUUCUCGUACUGCAUUACGCCUACAAUUGAUCAUUAUGUGUGCAUGGUUGACCUUCUUGGCCGUGCUAGCUAUUUUGAGGAAACACUAAACUUUAUCAUUAAAAUGCCAAUUAAACCUGAGGUGAUUGUGUGGACGUGUUUUCUUGUUGUCUGCAGAUCGUAUAAAAAUAUAAGGUUAGGAGUAUUUACAGCAAGUCUCCUUUUUGAGCUGGAUCCUACUAGCACCACGGCUUAUGUUCUUCUGUCAAACAUCUACGCAGAAGUAGGGAGGUGGAGUGAGGUUCAAAAAGUAAGAAAAUUGAUGAAAGAUAGAGGAAUUCAAAAGAUGCCUGGAUGUAGUUGGAUUGAAAACCAUAAAAUGGCACAUACUUUUUGUGCAGGGGACAGAUCACAUCCACAGACACAGGAGAUCUAUGCAAAGUUGGAGGAAUUGUCUUGGGAGAUGAAGGCAUCAGGGUAUUUUCCAGAUUUAAGACAUGUACUGAAUGAUGUAGAGGAAGAGGAAAAAGAAUUGUUCCUCUGUCAUCAUAGUGAGAAGUUGGCAAUUGCAUUUGGACUACUAAAUUCAUCUCCUGGAACAACUAUUAGAGUUGUCAAGAACCUUCGAAUAUGUGUUGACUGCCACACAGUAGCCAAGCUUAUCUCCAAAAUAGUUGGAAGACAAAUUGUUGUGAGAGAUGCAAUCCGCUUCCAUCACUUCACACAAGGAAAAUGUACUUGUGGAGAUUAUUGGUGAAGCUAAGUGAACAGAGCUGUAAACACAGGAUUGCCUGAUGAAAAGUUGCACCAUGCUACAUCAUGCUAUACCAACGUGCUGUUGAGAUUAUAAAGGGGAAGUCUGUACAUUACUGGCACAAAAAGUUGGAGGAGAACAGGAGAAAGCAAAGGAUGCAAAUGUAUGAGGAAAUUCUGAAAGAUGCUUGGCGACCAGGUAAUGUGAGAGAAGGGUUUAUAAUCAAGCCAGUGCUUAGAAAUGUGGGUGAAGAACAGCUCUUGAUAGAUCUGCACUCCAACCUUUGUCAAUUGUCUUUUGCCCAUGUCAGAUUAAAUCAUGCGUAUCUGACGUUAUGUGCAAAUUUAUAUAUGUUCACAUGGAUUUUGUGAAUUUAUGGUAAGAGAUCUUUAAUGUUGAUUCACUUUCCUUCC